AUGAAGCUCUCCGUCGCAGCCACCAGCUUCCUUGCUGGCCUAGCCGCCGCGGCACCAUCAUACCGUGCUCUAGACGCGUACGAAGAGAAGGCUCUGGAGAAGCGUCAGCUCGAAGCCCUCUCCAUCGCCAUCAUCGCCGGAGCAAUUUCAGGUGUUGUGUCCGCCUCAGCCUCCUUUGCUAUCCAAAAAAUCGCAUCGAUAUCCAGCAAUGUUGCAGACUGGGACGACGCCCGGGAGGAGUUCACACAAACCACCGUGGAGGAGAUGAUUAAGUCAGCGAAAAGCAACGAAGCUGCGAUCUGUUGCAAUGUGGGCUACUCGGUGUCGGACCAGUCCAAAAUACGGGGGCUCACGAGUCUGAAUCUGAUAUCAGGGCCUCUGAAGACUGAUUAUGAUUGUUUCUUUUAUUCGGGCCCUGGCACCUUCCAGCUUGAAGGCAAUGGCGGUUUCAUCAACAUUGCCAUCCAGGAUGGACCUUGCAAGUACAACUCGGGCACGCUCACUUGCCCGUAA
Molecule: messenger RNA, 513 nt
Organism: Fulvia fulva
Lineage: Eukaryota; Fungi; Ascomycota; Dothideomycetes; Mycosphaerellales; Mycosphaerellaceae
Exons: 3
Coding region: 1-513 (170 amino acids)
Source: RefSeq, a predicted model, not a curated record